Messenger RNA from Sporothrix brasiliensis 5110, 1071 nucleotides. RefSeq names its product arylesterase monooxygenase. The transcript has a single exon. The record is from RefSeq and is a predicted model, not a curated record. Lineage: Eukaryota; Fungi; Ascomycota; Sordariomycetes; Ophiostomatales; Ophiostomataceae. Gene Ontology annotation, molecular function: hydrolase activity. Bases 1 to 1071 code for a protein of 356 amino acids.
AUGGCCCGUUUCGCCCCCGAUUACUACAAGGCCAUUGAGCCCAUGAUCAAGGCCGCCGAGAGCCAGCCACCCGCACCCCCAAAGAACGUCUGUGAGCUCACCGCCACCCUCGACGCUCUCAUGGCAGUCUUAUACAAGGAUCCGCCUGCACCCGCCCACAUCGUGCAGUCCAAGCACCAGAUCCCCGUCCCCGGCGGCAGGACCGUCACCGUCACCCGCUACGCCACCGCCGAGCAGCGGGCUGCCAAGGACCAGCCCGCCGUCAUCUAUCUGCACGCCGGCGGCAUGGUCUGCGCCUCGGUCGACCUGCUCGGCAACGUCAUUGCCAACGAGUCGGCCUACGUCGGCGCCCAGUACUGGGCCGUCAACUACACCAAGUCGCCCGCGGUUGCGGCCCCCGUCGCCCUCGAGGAGGCCUAUGCCGUGCUGACGCACCUCUCGGCCCACGCCGCCCAGCUCGGCAUCGACAACAAGCGCAUUGCCGUCGGCGGCGCCUCGGCGGGCGGCGGCAUGGCCGCCGGCCUUGGCCUGAUGGCCCGCGACCGCGGCGUCCGCCCGCCCAUUGCCAAGCUGGUGCUGGUCUACCCCAUGCUCGACGACCGCACCGUCCAGGCGCACCCGCCCACGGGCGCCCGCCACGCCGGCGCCAACCGCAGCGACGACGACUGGCCCGUCCGCCCGUUCCUGACCUGGAGCUGCGACAACAACGCCCUCGCCUGGAACGCCUACCUGGGCCUCGGCCACCCGGCCACCGACGACCCGCUGACCGCCGCCGCCAACCUGGCCAAGGCCGCGGCCACGGCGCCCAUCCUCCCCGGCGCGGCGGCCCACUACGCCAUCCCCGCGCGCGCGGCGUCGCUGGCCGGCCUGCCGCCGACGUACAUGGACUGCGGCGGCCUGGACCUGUUUUUGGAGGAGUGUGCGCAGUUUGCCGCGCGGCUGGCGCACGACGGCGUCGAGCUUGACUUCCACAUCUUCCACGGCGUGCCGCACGGUUUCGAGUCGGCGCAGGCGACCAAUGCCGCGCGGACCGCCCUGGAACAGCGCAAGCUCGCCUACAACAGCUUCUAA